GCUCGGCCGCCAGCACUAAAGAUGGAGAGGCGCCGGGGCCUCGCAGGGGAGGGGGCUUGGCGUUGACGUGGGACGCGGCGGAGGCGCCGCAGCCGGUGGUGAUUUGCUAACCUCGCAGCAGAGAAGAGUUGAGGGCGAUGAGAGCGGGUACUGCGAACUGCCGGGCGAUGCCGCCGCUGCCGCCUUGAUACCGAGAGCAACAGUUCCCCAGCAACACCCCUCCCCGACGCAGGCACACACCCCUCAAGAGGCACGCACACCCACCCCACAGCGCCCGGCUCGGCAGCGACCUCUCUGUUGGCCCAGGAAACUCACCCUGCCCCACCACGCAGAGCCAGCAAGGAAAGAGAGCCUCAUGCCUAAGCCGCGGGGAGCACCAUGGAUCUGACGAAGAUGGGCAUGAUCCAGCUGCAGAACCCCAGCCACCCCACAGGGCUCCUGUGCAAGGCCAACCAGAUGCGGCUGGCCGGGACCUUGUGUGAUGUGGUCAUCAUGGUGGACAGCCAGGAGUUCCACGCCCACCGGACUGUACUGGCCUGCACCAGCAAGAUGUUUGAAAUCCUCUUCCACCGCAACAGCCAGCACUAUACUCUGGACUUCCUGUCGCCAAAGACCUUCCAGCAGAUUUUGGAGUAUGCGUACACGGCCACGCUGCAAGCCAAGGCAGAGGACCUGGAUGACCUGCUAUAUGCAGCCGAGAUCUUGGAGAUCGAGUACCUGGAGGAGCAGUGCCUGAAGAUCCUGGAGACCAUCCAGGCCUCAGAUGACAAUGACACGGAGGCCACCAUGGCGGACGGCGGGGCCGAGGAGGAAGAGGACCGCAAGGCUCGGUACCUUAAGAACAUCUUCAUCUCGAAGCAUUCCAGCGAGGAGAGUGGGUAUGCCAGUGUGGCUGCACAGAGCCUCCCUGGGCCCAUGGUGGACCAGAGCCCUUCAGUCUCCACUUCAUUUGGUCUUUCAGCCAUGAGUCCUACCAAGGCUGCAGUGGACAGCUUGAUGACCAUAGGACAGUCUCUCCUGCAGGGAACUCUUCAGCCACCUGCAGGGCCUGAGGAGCCAACACUGGCUGGAGGUGGGAGGCACCCUGGGGUGGCUGAGGUGAAGACAGAGAUGAUGCAGGUGGAUGAGGUACCUGGCCAGGAUAGCCCUGGGGCAGCCGAGUCCACUAUCUCAGGUGGGAUGGGGGACAAGAUGGAGGAAAGGGGCAAAGAGGGGCCCGGGACCCCGACUCGCAGCAGCGUCAUCACCAGUGCUAGGGAGCUGCACUAUGGGCGUGAGGAGAGCGCUGAGCAGCUGCCACCUCCAGCAGAGGCUGGCCAAGGUCCCCCGGGCCGACCAGAGCACCCCGCGCCCUCAGCUGAGAAACAUCUGGGUGUCUACUCUGUGUUGCCCAACCACAAGGCUGACGCCGUGUUGAGCAUGCCGUCUUCAGUGACCUCUGGCCUCCACGUGCAGCCUGCCCUGGCUGUCUCCAUGGACUUCAGCACCUAUGGGGGUCUGCUGCCCCAGGGUUUCAUCCAGAGGGAGCUGUUCAACAAGCUGGGUGAGCUGGCUGUGGGCAUGAAGUCAGAGAGCCGGACCAUCGGGGAGCAGUGCAGUGUGUGUGGGGUGGAGCUGCCUGACAACGAGGCUGUGGAGCAGCACAGAUCCAUAUUCAAAUCAUGGUUGUCAUCCUUCCUCACGAGGGGGACUGACUGGCUGAUUCACCAGCUCAGGAAGCUGCACAGUGGGAUGAAGACGUACGGGUGUGAGCUCUGCGGAAAGCGGUUCCUGGAUAGUUUGCGUCUGAGAAUGCACUUACUGGCUCAUUCAGCCGGUGCCAAAGCCUUUGUCUGUGAUCAGUGCGGUGCCCAGUUUUCGAAGGAGGACGCCCUGGAGACACACAGGCAGACCCAUACCGGCACAGACAUGGCGGUCUUCUGUCUGCUGUGCGGGAAGCGGUUCCAGGCGCAGAGCGCGCUCCAGCAGCACAUGGAGGUCCACGCAGGCGUGCGCAGCUACAUCUGCAGCGAGUGCAACCGCACCUUCCCCAGCCACACCGCCCUCAAACGCCACUUGCGCUCACACACAGGCGACCACCCGUACGAGUGUGAGUUCUGUGGCAGCUGCUUCCGGGAUGAGAGCACACUCAAGAGCCACAAACGUAUCCACACGGGCGAGAAACCCUACGAGUGCAAUGGCUGUGGCAAGAAGUUCAGCCUCAAGCACCAGCUGGAGACGCACUAUAGGGUGCACACAGGUGAGAAGCCCUUUGAGUGUAAGCUCUGCCACCAGCGCUCCCGGGACUACUCGGCCAUGAUCAAGCACCUGAGGACGCACAACGGCGCCUCGCCCUACCAGUGCACCAUCUGCACGGAGUACUGCCCCAGCCUGUCCUCCAUGCAGAAGCACAUGAAGAGCCACAAGCCCGAGGAGAUCCCGCCCGACUGGAGGAUAGAGAAGACUUACCUGUACCUGUGCUACGUGUGAGGCGAGGCCCACGGCAGUGGCGGAGGAGCGGGGAGCAAGGAAAGAAGAGUUAGGGAGGGUGAAGUCAAGGAAGGACUGUGCAAGGAAAAAAAAAGGAAAAAAGAAAGAAAAAAAAGAGGAGAAAAAGGAAACCUGAUAGCUGUCUGGCCUCGGAUUCUCUCUGGGGCUCCAGGUGACCUGGCUGCCUGACCACUGCCCCUUCCCCGGGGGCCUCCAUCCCUCCUCUCCUGCCUGGAGGUUGGCCUGGUUUUCUUGGGUGCGGGUGGAGGUGGUUUUGUUCAGCUCAGAUCUUGGCAUAUUUUUCUCUUCCCUCUACCCAGACCCUCAUUUUGUGUCCAGAAAUGGAGGCAAGAGAGGGGAUGAGGGGUCCUCUGGUCAGAGCCAAACCAUCUCUGCCUGCUGUCCUCUCACUGACUCCUCGCAAGAUGGGGGCUGGGCGGGGAGGGAAAAGAGGGCCCACAGAUGGUGUGGCUGGGCUGGGUCACUGGUUGACGCUCAAAAUGGCAGCUCUAGUUUGCUGGGGGCAGAGUGGAGUGGGGAGGGGCCCUCCUUCCCUUCUAUCGCUCAGUUCUGUUGCUUUCCUCCGCUCUGCCACAUCUGGAUGGCCCCUCAUGGUCUUCAGGAGCCUCGUGGCUCUCACCCCCUCCCCCACCCCUUGCCCCCUGCCUUCUCUUGACUCCUGCCCUCCAAGUCCUGGGAAGGCCCAGCCCCUUGUGGAUGGGUGGCCUCUCCUGCCUCCUCCAGCUCCCUAGUGGAGAAGCUGACUCCAGAGCCCCCACUCCCAUCCUUAGCUUGCUGAGAACCCGAAACAAAAUAAAUACGGAGUACCCCACCCUGGUCAAGCCCUGUCAUGAGCGAGACCCUGCUGGGCUGCUUUUGCUUCCGAAUGGAAAAACAUAACAACUAAAUACACACAAUCCCACCAAACAAACACACACAGCCCCCGGCACCCCCUGUUGCAGCCCCUGGGAGCAGGGAUCCAUGAAAGGGCGCAUUGUCCAAGGGAAGCAUGUGGAUGUCCUUCUCCAGAUGUGUCUGACACCUGGACGAGGCGACACCCUGCCCCGGGGUCGGGGUAGCUGCCAGAGGAGGGAGUUGUGGAGUCGUCCUGGGGACCCUUUGAACAUAGGGGCCCGGGGGACCCCAGACCUGGUGAGCUCAGCGGGAAAAGCCAGGUGCGGAGCGGGACAGAAUUGCUGGCUUGCAGGGCCCCCAGUCCACAGGGAAGAGGAGGAGGAGUUGAAAGCGCUUGGCCUUGUGUUAUGUUUUGCUUCUUUUCUGUGCCCCCUGUUCCCCUGUUAGCACAUUGUACUUGAAUUACCUCAGUUUUUUGUGACCUCAUGAGCUUUUUUAACCCCUGUAUCUCUUUUUUGGUUGGGGGUUGGAGGAUUGGGGAGGGUGUUCUUUUCUGUUUCUUGUGUAAAUUAAUAGUCGGUUUAAUAGACUUCAGCUGGCCGAGGCCCUCCCAUCCCCUCUCACAGCCUUCCAGCUGGAAGGAGCUGUCCAGAAGGAUCUGAACGUGAGAGCAGGGGGUCAGCAGAAGGGGGGCGGAGGGGUGGUGUAUUGGGGGGUGCUCUGGGGUCACUGUUGGCUCUGCCCUGGGUGUGAAUCAUCCUCGCCCAGCGUCGGUGCAGCCUAAAACGCUCUGGAGAAGAUCCCACCUUUCUUCCCAUUUGCUGGGUCGUUCGGGUCUGGGGGCCUGUAUCAUUCAGAUCCUUGCAACUGUGUGGUCCCACCUCCGUGUGCAUCAUCAUUGCCAAAAUUGGUCUGUUUUCAGGGCUGGUGUGGGGAUGAGCCAGCCUUUGUUGUGUUGCGUUGGGGUGGGGUGUUGUUUUUCCGAAAGCUACCUCUUAUGUUCGUCCAGUCGUUCUUCUGUUCCCUUCGCGCCUCCCGGUCUGCCGCGCUGCUCCCCCGUCCUCCCCAGCCGCCCCGCCCUGGAUUUUGGAAAGCACAUUUGCAAUAUUUGUGUUCACUUUGGGAUGGGCCCUCCUGUUUCAUCUCGUGCUUUAUUUGUUAAGAGUUGUGUUUUUUUCCUCUUUCCUUUCUCUCUCUCUGAGAAAGUUGCGGCUGCGUUUGUAUCUUAGGUUUUAAAAAGUGGUUUAGGGAAGCGGUUUUGGGGAGAAGGGUUGGGAGGAAUAUAGGGAAGUCAGAGGGAUGGGUGCUGCUGUGACCACCCCCCUGUCCCUCGGCCCCAUCCCUCCGGCCCUGCCAUCUCGCCCACCAAAUCUGAAGGCCUUAAAAAUUGUGUGUUGCGGGAAUAUGAGCUGGGGGAACUGUGUCACUAGAGUGUUGAUGGGGGAUAUAAAGUAGGCAGGAUGCUAUUUUGCAACUGUAAUAAUGACUUAGUGCUUUGGAAAGGAAAAAAAAAAAUGUUAAACUUGAAUAUGUGACUAGA
This is a messenger RNA of Equus quagga, 4864 nucleotides long. RefSeq names its product zinc finger and BTB domain containing 16 (gene ZBTB16). The transcript has 8 exons. NCBI's taxonomy places the organism in Eukaryota, Metazoa, Chordata, Mammalia, Perissodactyla, Equidae. Gene Ontology annotation, biological process: regulation of transcription by RNA polymerase II. Gene Ontology annotation, cellular component: nucleus. The record is from RefSeq and is a predicted model, not a curated record. Gene Ontology annotation, molecular function: protein binding; RNA polymerase II cis-regulatory region sequence-specific DNA binding; DNA-binding transcription factor activity, RNA polymerase II-specific. Bases 379 to 2469 code for a protein of 696 amino acids.